CGUGACCGACUCACUCACACUCAUUCUUCAUUCUUUUUUUUUUUUUAAUUAAAUAAUAUAAUAUUAUUAUUUAAAAAAAAAUCUAUAUAUUUUUCUAUCUAGAGAGAGAAUGAGAAUGGUCGAAACAACUUGAAGGUGUUAUAGAGAGAGAAAGAGAGGGAGAGACCAUAGUUUGGUUCGAACAAGAACUAGAACUAGAACUAGAACAUUUGACUCUAGUCUUAAUCUGACCACCAAUGCGAGCCGUUUGAUUCUUUGACUUUUUUCUUCCCUUGGCUUUGACCGAUCUCUUUCACUCUCACUCUCUUCUCCUUCAAUGGGAGCUCGUUGCUCUAAAUUCUCUCUUUGCUGGUUCCACUCUCACCUCAAACCUUCCGUGCUUGAAUCUUCCGAACACGAGAAUGGAGAAAAGAGUGAUCAGAACUUGUGGCCGAGUUUCAGUGAGUUCAGCUUGGAGCAACUCAAAGCUGCAACCAAUGGGUUUUCGUCUGAUAACUUAGUUUCGGAGCAUGGAGAGAAAGCUCCGAACAUUGUUUACAAAGGAAGCCUUGAUAAUAAUACCCGUUGGAUCGCCGUUAAGCGAUUCAAUAAGUUCGCUUGGCCUGAUUCUCGCCAAUUUCUCGAAGAAGCUAGGUCGGUUGGGAGUCUCAGAAGUGAGCGAUUAGCCAAUCUGAUUGGGUGUUGCUGCGAAGGAGAUGAGAGGUUGCUCGUGGCCGAGUUUAUGCCCCAUGAAACUCUCGCUAAGCAUCUUUUUCACUGGGAUGCUCAACCAAUGAAAUGGGCCAUGAGAUUGAGGGUGGCUUUGCAUCUGGCACAAGCUCUGGAGUACUGUAGCAGCAAAGGACGUGCAUUGUAUCACGAUCUCAAUGCCUACAGGGUUUUAUUUGAUCAGGAUGGCAAUCCCAGACUAUCCUGCUUUGGCCUCAUGAAGAAUAGCAGGGACGGCAAGAGUUACAGUACAAACUUAGCAUUCACUCCUCCGGAGUACCUGAGAACUGGUAGAGUGACACAAGAGAGUGUGGUUUACAGCUUUGGAACGUUGUUGCUGGAUCUUCUGAGUGGAAAACAUAUACCCCCUAGUCAUGCACUUGAUCUAAUUCGUGGCAAGAAUUUUCUGAUGCUGAUGGAUUCUGCUCUAGAGGGUAAUUUUUCAAAUGAUGAUGGAACUGAACUUGUGCGUUUAGCUUCCCGCUGUUUGCAGUAUGAGGCACGUGAGAGACCAAAUGCAAAGUCUCUUGUCACUUCUCUCAUGUCUCUUCAGAAAGAAACAGAGGUUGCAUCAUAUGUUUUAAUGGGUAUUGAACAUGAAACUGCAUCCUCAGUGCAGCCAUUGUCGUUAACCCCUUUUGGUGAAGCUUGUGUGAGAAUGGAUCUCACCGCUAUACAUGAAAUUCUGGAUAAGAAUGGAUACAAGGAUGACGAGGGGAUUGCCAAUGAGCUUUCAUUCCAAAUGUGGACAAAUCAAAUGCAAGACACCUUGAAUUCCAAGAAGCACGGAGACACCGCUUUUCGAGCCAAGGACUUCGCAACUGCCAUUGAUUCUUAUACACAAUUCAUCGAUAGCGGGACCAUGGUAUCACCCACUGUGUACGCCAGGCGAUGCCUAUCUUAUCUGAUGAGUGAAUUGCCACAAGAGGCGCUGGGGGACGCAAUGCAGGCCCAGGUGGUGUCUCCUGAAUGGCCUACUGCUUUAUAUCUUCAAGCGGCUUGUCUCUUCAGCCUCGGCAUGGAUAAUGAUGCACAAGAAACACUCAAGGAUGGGACAAACUUAGAAUCCAAAAGGAACAAAAAUUGAAUAAAGUGUAUAGUCUCUUCUGUUUUUUUCUUUUUAUUUUUAUUUUUCAAUGACUACAUACAUAGUAUUGUUUAGUUUAUAUGUAUCUAUUCUUUAUUUGUUAUCAUUUUGCUUUUCAAAGUUUUCUCCCUUUUUUGCUGCCUAUAUUAAAAGGAUUAUCUUGGAAGAUUAAUGUUGGUUUGAUAAUUUUCGUAUCUAAAA
Molecule: messenger RNA, 1996 nt
Organism: Humulus lupulus (European hop)
Lineage: Eukaryota; Viridiplantae; Streptophyta; Magnoliopsida; Rosales; Cannabaceae
Product: serine/threonine-protein kinase BSK6-like
Exons: 10
Coding region: 317-1795 (492 amino acids)
Biological process (GO): protein phosphorylation; brassinosteroid mediated signaling pathway
Molecular function (GO): protein binding; protein kinase activity; ATP binding
Source: RefSeq, a predicted model, not a curated record